AUGGUGUUGUACCGUGACACGAGAAGAACAAUGGCCACACUAUUAUACAAACUCUCGCAGUGGAGCUGGGCGACCACGCCUGCCGCUUUCCGCGAACAACUUGACGGCUCUGAUAAACGUGAACCUUAUUUAAAUAUUUAUGAAUGCGACUCAUUCGUACUACCUGUAACCGUCGCAGCGUCGAUAAAGAUUAAUCAAAGAGCCGCGAUAAACUUGGUCGGCCGGCAGCUUUGCGUCGAUCUUCGGGACAUGGAGACGUCGAUCAACGGUAAAAACGUAAAAGCGGUGAUCGAUCGCCCUGCAGUAGCAAACGAGUCACGAUGUGAUGGCCCAUGA
Molecule: messenger RNA, 336 nt
Organism: Arctia plantaginis
Lineage: Eukaryota; Metazoa; Arthropoda; Insecta; Lepidoptera; Erebidae
Source: the annotation of a GenBank genome assembly